Pocillopora damicornis (cauliflower coral) is the source of this 585-nucleotide messenger RNA. RefSeq lists its product as uncharacterized. Lineage: Eukaryota; Metazoa; Cnidaria; Anthozoa; Scleractinia; Pocilloporidae. The record is from RefSeq and is a predicted model, not a curated record.
GUGGCCCCAAAUAAAGGAGGUUGUUCCCCUCCUGACGGCAGUUAUCUCAUCUUUACCAAAAAGGAAGGCACGGUUUGUAAUGCAACCGAUCAGAUUUUUGUUCUCGACCAGGAUGGAGUUAUUUAUCAUAAGUGCAGCAAGAAGGUAGUUUGUCCACAAGACAAUAACCCUACCAAUUGGAAGAAACUUAUGUUAAAGGAUAAAUGCGAUCUGAGCAUUUCAAGGCAUGUCAGGUUGCCGACACACAAUAACCUGAAGAAUUUGAAGAACGAUUUCUGUGUUCAUCCAAACGGUGGAUGGCCUGGGGAGGGAGUGCACUUGUUGUACUGGCCAGGGUGUGGCGAAGAAAGAUUGAAGCUCAACUUCUUUGAACUUGAGAGCGGAAUACGAAGUUACGGUGAAUUUUGUGUGGCCCCAAACAAAGGAGGUUGUUCCCCGCUUGACGGCAGUUUUCUCAUCUUCACCAAAAGGGAAGGCACGGCUUGUAAUGCAACCGAUCAGAUUUUUCUUCUCGACCAGGAUGGAGUUAUUUAUCACAAGUGCAGCAAGAAAGAAGUUUGUCCACAUGCUGCAUCAACUGCCUGA